Molecule: messenger RNA, 4511 nt
Organism: Ostrinia nubilalis (European corn borer)
Lineage: Eukaryota; Metazoa; Arthropoda; Insecta; Lepidoptera; Crambidae
Gene: mew
Product: integrin alpha-PS1
Exons: 17
Coding region: 164-3538 (1124 amino acids)
Biological process (GO): cell-cell adhesion; cell adhesion mediated by integrin; cell-matrix adhesion
Cellular component (GO): integrin complex; external side of plasma membrane
Molecular function (GO): integrin binding
Source: RefSeq, a predicted model, not a curated record
GCGGGAAUACUCGACCGGCGAACGGCGACCACGCUGGGGGUCUAUCGCACCCGCCGAGACAACUCUUUCUACGAAAAUCGCGAUGUGUAAAUAAACUUGUAACAAGUGAUACAGUGCGGCGACACGAUUUAACAACCGAAAUAACCGACGAACGUUUUACACGAUGGCUCUAAAAGUUGUGUGCGGUGGUGUUUUAUUUUUGUGCAUUUUACAUAGUGCCGCUAAUUUCAAUCUAGAGCCGAGGAUUCCCGUCAUAAAGUUCGGAGAGACUGGCUCUUACUUUGGAUUUUCUGUUGCUGAACAUCAGUCCGUGAACAGUACGCAUGUCACUAGUUGGUUGCUAGUCGGGGCUCCGCUUGGCCAGAACCUUCAACCCAACACAUCGCAGUCAGGCGCCCUCUGGAAAUGUGGUCUGACUCCAGCUGUGAGAGACUGCGAGCAGGUCAUCACCGACGGCUUGAGGACGAAGUACGGCCAAAUAAGGACGAUUAUAGGUACGGACCCAUCACUUGUAAACUUGUCGGCGCCCCAUCCUGAUGAGAUCAAAAAGGGGCAGUGGCUCGGAGUAUCAGUCAGAAGUCAGGGUCCUGGAAAGAAAGCUGUUGUCUGUGCCCACAGAUACAUUCGUAAAGUGGGGGAAUCUCAAUAUGGACAAGGACUUUGCUAUAUGUUGGAUAACCAGCUGAAAUUGGCUGACAUUUGGGAACCGUGUAAAGGCCGUCCUGUCGCAAGAGAACAUGAAGAAUUUGCGUUCUGCCAAGUGGGUACGAGUAGUUCGUUCUUGGGUGACGACACCAUACUGAUGGGCAGUCCUGGACCGUAUGCUUGGCGGGGCACGAUCUUCACUCAAGACGCCAGUGAUGACGUACUGGCUCGGGACCACGUCGUCUACAUGGCGCCUGUGGGAGAUGGGGCCAGCCCUGUGGAGAAAUACAGUUACUUGGGUAUGUCAGUAAUAGGAGCCAACUUUUUCGGCCCAAAGCCAUCUUACGCAGCGGGUGCGCCGAGAGCCCAAGGAACAGGACAAGUGGUGAUCUUCAGCAAACCCAUCAUCAAGGACUGGACUCGCACCGACAUCGAUAUCCUCAAAGUCGCUCAGCUCUUCAAAGGGGAGCAAUUUGGUUCCAGCUUUGGUUAUGAAGUCUCAUCGGCAGAUGUGAAUGGAGAUGGAACGCCAGAUCUUUUAGUUGGUGCACCCUUCUACUUCUCUCGUGAUGCUGGCGGUGCAGUGUAUUUAUACCUCAACGACAAAUAUAGUUUUAAAUCCAAAUAUGACGUUCGACUAACUGGUAAACAAGAGUCCCAGUUUGGUAUCACCAUCGCAAAUGCUGGUGAUCUAAACAAAGAUGGAUGUGAAGACAUAGCUAUCGGAAGUCCGUAUGAAGGACAAGGAGUGGUAUACAUUCAUAUGGGAGACAGGAAACAGGGCUUGAAGACAAAACCUGACCAAGUUAUAAAGGCGGAGUCUUUGCCGAUAACGUUGAGGACUUUCGGGUAUUCUCUAUCAGGUGGUGUAGAUCUGGAUGACAAUGGAUACCCUGAUUUACUCGUUGGCGCAUACGAAAAUAGCAGCGUCGCUCUCAUCCGAACUCGGCCGAUAAUAGACAUCAAAACCUCCGUACGACCGACAAAUACGAUCAUGAACAUCGACCCCACGGUCCAGGGUUGUGAGAAAGACCCUGGAGCCAACUAUACCUGCUUCCACUUCCAAGCCUGCUGCAUCAUCAAGUCUCUAGUCAAAUCCACUAAAACUAACGUUCAUACGUUAAACUAUGUUAUUGAAGCUGAAACUUUCCCUGGUGGCAGAAAGUACUCUAGGGUUUUCUUUGAUUCAGAUAAAAGUAAUAUAGUCAAUAAGACGAUUAGGUUAGGGAAAGACGUUGAAGACUGCCGAGAACAUAUUGUUUAUCUGAAGAAUAAUACUAGAGAUAUUCAGACACCAAUCAAAUUCCAAGUAACCUACAAACUAGAGCACGAGCAGCCUAAAUAUUCCACAAUCGGCCAGCUGCCCAAUAUCGAUGACUACCCCGUGUUGAAUGCGACAGCCACCACGACCUUCAGCGCGAACUUCCUCAACGACUGUGGUGUGGACGGUGUAUGCGUCAGCGAUUUGGUAGUCGACCCUGUGCUACAUCUUCCUAAAACUGAAGGCAGCAAUACUUACGCACUGAAACUCGGCCAGGAGGAGGAGAUCCAGCUGUCGAUAGCAGUGGACAACUACGGCGAGUCGGCCUACGAGGCGCAGCUGUUUGUGAACCACCACGCCAGCCUUCACUACAUCGCUAUCAAUAUUAGUGACAAACACGUCAUCUGUACGAGCGUGAACAAGACGACCGUAUCCUGUAUGCUUGAGAAUCCAUUCAAGAAGCAGCCGGCUGGUACCCCACCCAUUACCAUGAGGUUCGACGCGAAGGCUCUGGAAGACAAUGAACCCUCUGUGGUGUUCACUGUCUGGGCCAACUCGACGUCUGAUGAACUGUACCCUGGGAAGACUCCGGCUAAAGUGGAAGCACUGGUCAUAAAGAAUGCUGAGCUUCUGAUCAAGGGUGCCGCACGUCCCGAGCAGGUGUUCUACGGCGGAGAAGUGAAGGGAGAGUCUGCAAUGACUCAUUUCGACGACAUCGGCACCAGGGUUAUGCAUACUUAUCAGGUGUUCAAUGAGGGCCCAUGGCGCGUAUCAUCAGUGCAGGUGGUGAUCUCGUGGCCGCACCAAGUGGCGGCGGACAGCGCGCAGGGCAAGUGGCUGUUAUACCCUGAGGAUGUUCCCACGGUGGAUGGUGAAGCUGAUCAAAGCAAUGGCGAAUGCUUUAUAUCCGAGAAUCAAAUAAAUCCAUUGAAACUGACGCCAAGGCCUGGUGUCCCUGAACCGUACUUAGAGAAUCUGGAAAUGGACCCAUUCCUAAGAACAGGAAAACUAAGUGUCAGCUCCAGUGAAAAAGAACAUAAUGAAACGAAGAGGGUUUUCGAAUCUUCUAAUGCUUUCGAAAAUAAGGUCAGAAGAAGAAGAGAAAGUGACGUCGUAAAAGCAGAAGCGUACACAGAUAAGGAUGGACAAAGAAAACAAGUUGUUAAUAUGAACUGUCAAAAGAAGACGGCCAAGUGCAUCCAGUUCCAAUGUGUCAUCUACCGACUGGGCCGCAUGCAGGCUACCACCAUUACGGUCAAGGCGCGUUUGUGGAACUCCACUUUGGUGGAAGACUACCCUCGCGUCAGCCACGUCAACAUCGCCUCCACCGCGUAUAUCGUUAUACCCGAGCAUUAUAAUUUACAUCAGAGUAAACACCACGAUGACACUGCUACGGUGGAGACGGUCGCUUACCCCGACCUUAAAAUAAGCGAGCCUUCAGAAGUGCCUUUGUGGGUGAUCAUCCUUUCAGUGAUCAUCGGACUAAUAGUGUUAAUCCUACUCAUCAUCGCGCUUUGGAAGCUUGGCUUCUUCAAGCGCAGUCGGCCAGACCCGACCCUGUCUGGCAAUUUGGAGAAAAACAACCACGAGUCAAGUCCCUUCAUAGGGAGGGAACGGAACAGUAUUCGAUAGCUGGAGUAUUUCAUGGUGCACGAUGUGCAUAUUUAGUUUCUGGUGCACAAAGGAGUGAAGUGCAACGGAUUUUAGAACGUUGUGUACAUAUUGUGUUGGAUUGUUCGGUUUAUGAGUCUAGGUUAGGGAACAAAGUUGACCGCAGAGGGAAAAGUGGAACAAUGACGUAACCUUACAUAAAUCAACUUUACAGAGUUAUGAUAUCAUAAUCUUCAGUGUAUCUAGUUAACACCGUACAGUGCUACAUGACCUAUUAACCGGUUCGUUGUAUAAAAGAAAGCUCAAAACUGAAGCAUAGAUUUGUUUGUGAUUGGUGGAAUCUCAAUAUUUGACCACCAAUCAGGAUUUAAUCUAGUCUUAGGUGUUGAGUGUCAUUUUACGCCUUGAGCUUGUGAACACUGUAAGAGUUCAUUUCGAUAUUUAUAGGUUUUGAUCAAAUUUGUUCCUUGUAUCUAGACGUUGUAUGUAAUAUACAAAUAAAUUAAAUAUUUUGACUGUGAUGUCUUCAUAGAGGAAAAUUGUGCGUAUGUGAUGUUUUAAACAGUCGUGUUUAAGUUGUUGAAGUUUGCACGAGCCCUUGUAUUGAGAAUUUUAUUAUAUUUUUUUCUAUUUGCAUUUCUGUAGAGAUUAAUGUGGACUACGCGAGUUAAAUGAUUGUUUGUUUAUAUAUUCGAAUGGAUAUAUUUCUUCUGUAAAUAAACACUUGUCUUUUUUUCUUAUUUAUGCGUAGUUAAGUGCCUACUUAAUCGACUAGAUUUUUUCCUAGUCACAAUAUGAAAUAGUUAAUUAAUAUAGUUAGUAGUAUUUAGAUGAAGAUGUUUUUUGCAUCUAAGGAUUUUAAAUGGUCACAAAUGCAAAACUAGAAUCCUUAUUGAGCACUUUUAAAGUCAUCCAAAAAAUAUGGCACAGGCCUGAAAGUUAUCUUAAUUAUGAUUUAGGGACUUUCUUUUAAUAAAAAAAACUUAUUUUUAUA